This is a messenger RNA of Microbotryum saponariae, 1428 nucleotides long. Lineage: Eukaryota; Fungi; Basidiomycota; Microbotryomycetes; Microbotryales; Microbotryaceae. The record is from the annotation of a GenBank genome assembly.
AUGCCCCCCUCUCACCCCGACUCACCGCCCACGACAAACUUGUCGGACCUCGUCCUCUCCGCGAACGACAACCUCCUCGCCGACUCGUCCGUAGCGUUUCCUUCCCCAACUUCCUCCUCCCGCCGUUCGAACGACGGUCAAUUGGAUGCGGAUGACGACGAUACCUUCCUUUUCGACCAAGCUUCAGCUUCAAAAUCGACUUUGACCUCGUCGUCUUUGGGAGGGACGCAAGAUAAUACGACGGGGGGUGUUUCACAAGGUGGUGUGGGCGUUGUAUUUGGUGGAUCGAUGGGGGUGUUUGAGAGUGAUCCCAUGAAGGCUACGACUUCUGGACGAUUGGAGGAAACAGGCUUGCCGGGAUCGUCGAGCUCCACGACGACGGCGACGAUGGCUUCACGUCAACCCAAGACCUCUUACGAAGCCGCUGCAGAACGUCAACGUCAGCGCCAACGUGGACAAACGAACGAGGAUGGGAUACCCCUUGAUUUGGACGGUGAAGACGAUCAACAAGCUUCGGAUAUGGAUCUUUCGGACCAGGCGAUGCAGGCCAUGGGCUUGACGGAGGCCGAGAUCAAGAGGGUGCAUCAGUUGAGGGCAGAGAGGGAUGGGCUGAGGGAUAUGAAUGGUAUGCUGGGGGAUAUGGUUAAUAGUAUCAAGGGUGUCGAGACCAAAUUGAAGGUACGUUCUAAAACGCAAUGGGAGUCGCGGCUCGUGGCCAAGUUUGCAGGUAGGGAUGAUCUUCUGACGUUCCGAGCUGUUUUCUCUCGCUUCUUUACCCGACUCAUAGACCUUCAGUAACAACGCCACCACCACCCAUGAGUUAUUGGACCUCUACUCGCGCCUAUCCUCCCAGGCCGAACACACGCAGAACCUCCUAUUGGACCCUGAAUUUCGUGGAGCUUCAGCCGACGCCGCCGUCAGGGAAGCUCGGCAGGCUGAAGCACUCAGGAUUCAGCAGGAGGAGGAAGAGAGGGUGCAGAGGGUGGCGAGGGAGAGGGAGGAGGCGAGGCUUAUGAGGGAGCAACAAUUAGCGGAGGGUGUUUUGGGACAGGGUGGCGUUGUACGGGGGAGUACUCGAGGUGAGUUUUCCGCGAGCCUCUUGACUCAGGUCAUUUCCGGCGCCAGCUGAUCCAUGAAUUUGUCCACCCAGGUGGACCGAGAGGCACUUCAACACGAGGCCUACGCGGGGUUCGUUCAGUGUCCUCCGGUCUCUCGGGUCGCAAUACCAGCAGCAGUGUCAACGCAUCGACAAUAUCCACCACCUCGAGCAUGGGCGCUGCGGUUUCGGGUGCCGGGAGGGGUAGACCGGGUGCGACGGGGACGGUCACGGGCGUUAGAGGUGUGAGAGGUCUGAGGAGUCGGGUUGGAGUUGUUGGUGGGAGAGGAGCGUCGGCGGGUAGAGGAGGAUCGGGGAGCUCAAUGAGUUGA